Molecule: messenger RNA, 2106 nt
Organism: Apiotrichum porosum
Lineage: Eukaryota; Fungi; Basidiomycota; Tremellomycetes; Trichosporonales; Trichosporonaceae
Product: fatty-acyl coenzyme A oxidase
Exons: 7
Coding region: 1-2106 (701 amino acids)
Biological process (GO): fatty acid beta-oxidation using acyl-CoA oxidase; lipid homeostasis
Cellular component (GO): peroxisome
Molecular function (GO): fatty acid binding; acyl-CoA oxidase activity; FAD binding
Source: RefSeq, a predicted model, not a curated record
AUGGCGUUCCCCAGGCCCAAGCCCACCACUAUGGACACGCUCACCAUGGAACGUGCGAACCCGCCGUUCAAUGUGCGCAAGCUCGCCAUCCUCCAGGAGGGCUCUGAGCGUGCCCUCGUCCUCAAGGAGAAGUUCAUGGCUGAGCUUGCUCGUCACCCCGCCUUCAAGAACAGCGACAUCCACGACCUCUCCAAGGACGAGGUCCGCGAGCGCACCAUGGAGAAGUUUGCUUCCAUGGUUCACUUUGUGACCACCGAGUCGCUUGACGUCUUCCAGCUCCGCAUGCAGCUUGUUGGUGUCGCGGACCCCGCCUUCUGGACCCGCUUCGGUGUCCACUACGGUCUCUUCAUCGGCGCCCUGCGCGGCCAGGCGACCAACGGACAGAUGGCCUACUACAUCGAGCACGGCGCUCUUGGCCUCAACGGCAUCAUCGGCUGCUUCGCCAUGACCGAGCUGGCUCACGGAUCCAACGUCGCUGGCCUCGAGACUACCGCCACCUUUGACGAGGAGACGGACGAGUUUAUCAUCCACACCCCUCACCUCGGUGCCACCAAGUGGUGGAUUGGCGGUGCCGCCCAGACUGUGACCCACGCUGCAGUCUUUGCGCAGAUGAUCAUUGGCGGCAAGAAGUACGGCGUCAAGACCUUUGUCGUGCCCCUCCGUGACCCCAGCACCUUCACCACCCUCCCUGGUAUCACUAUUGGCGACAUUGGCAAGAAGAUGGGCCGUGACGGUAUCGACAAUGGUUACAUCCAGUUCACCUAUGUUCGCGUUCCCCGCGCCUCGCUUCUUAUGAAGUACACCCAGGUCACACGCCAGGGCCUGGUCUCUGAGCCCCCUCUUGCCCAGCUCGCUUACGGUGCUCUUCUCGGUGGCCGUACGUCGAUGGUUUCCGACUCAUCGGUUACUGCCAAGAAGGCUCUCACCAUUGCUGUCCGCUACGCGUCUGUCCGUCGCCAGUUUGCCCAGCGUGGCAACAAGCUCGAGACCCAGCUCAUCGACUACCCCAUCCACCAGCGUCGCCUGCUCCCUCUCGUCGCCCAGGCCGUUGCCGUCGGCUUCACUGCCCAGAAGCUCAACGUCAUGUACCAGGAGAUGACCGAGGCCCUUGACACUCUCAAGCCCUCGGACCCCAACCUCCUCGAGACCAUUGAGAAGCUCAAGGAGACCCACUCGACCUCGGCCGGUCUCAAGGCCUUCUGCACCUGGGCGUGCCUCGACACCAUUGAGAAGUGUCGCCAGUCGCUCGGUGGUCACGGCUACUCGGCCUACUCAAACCUUCCCGCCAUGUACGCCGACUUUGCUGUCCAGUGCACUUGGGAGGGCGACAACACCAUCCUGUCGCUCCAGGCCGGCCGUGCCCUCGUGUCGUCGUACAACGGUGCCGUCAAGGGCGCCAAGCUCCCUCCUGGAGUUGCCUACCUGGGCGAGAAGGGCAUCUACGACGCCAAGUCGGACGACUCGCUGUCGCUGGACGACGUUGCCCGCGCGUUCUCGUGUGUCGCCGCCAACGCCGUCAAGAAGGCUGCUGUCGAGUACGGUGGCCACCGCAAGGCCGGCCUCAACAAGGAGGACGCCAUGGAGCGCUGCUCGCAGUCGCGCUUCAUCGCCGCCAAGAUCCACACCAUUGGCUACAUUUUCAAAAUGUUCAAGUCGUCCAUUGCCGAGCUGGAGAACAGCGCCGAGACCGACGUGCUCACCACCCUCGCCAAGCUGUACGGUCUCUGGCAGGUCGAGGAGCUCCGCGGCUGGUUCCUCCAGACCAGCUACUUUACGCCUGCUCACCUCGACCGCGUCCAGCAGACGGUCGACGAGCUCUGCCUCGCCGUCCGCCAGUACGCCGUCCCCCUCAUCGACUCGUUUGCGCUUUCGGACCACAUCAUCAACUCGCCGUUCGGCAAGUUUGACGGCUCCAUCUACGAGUCAUACUUUAACCAGGUCACCGCGUCCAACCCUACCCCCAAGGUGCACCCGUACUUUGACCGCCUCAUCAAGCCUCUGCUCACCCGCCAAAACGACGGCAUCGAGGACCUCGGUGCCGAGAUGGGCGGCCUCGACGAGGAGAUUGCCCGCCUAUCCGGUGCCGGCAAGAAGGCGGACAAGUGA